Messenger RNA from Entrophospora sp. SA101, 1809 nucleotides. The record is from the annotation of a GenBank genome assembly. Lineage: Eukaryota; Fungi; Glomeromycota; Glomeromycetes; Entrophosporales; Entrophosporaceae.
AUGGAAGCAAUUAAACAAUACAGAACCAUUUGUCCUUUUCUUCGCAAUACCAACAUUACAACUCUUCGUCAUUUCGCUAGAAAGUCAAACGAGGCUGGAAGCAAUGGUUUGGUUACUUUGGCUCAAACUUGUCCUGUUAUGAGUAAAGCUUUAGCUGUUCAAAGCAAAAAUUGUUUGCAUACUUCAGUCAAAUUGAAUCAACGACCUACUUCUCCUUUGAAGCAAGUUUCCAUCGUUUCUGUUCCCAAUCCCAUUGUUAACAAUAUUAAGAACCCAUCUCACCAUCACAAUUAUCCGAAGCAUCAUCCUCAACAACAAGUUCCUUGUAAACACGUCGAAAGUUCUAGGCAACAGCAGCAGCACAUUAUGCCAACUACUCAUCACACUAAGGCUAAAUUAUUUGAUUAUGAGGCACUUUAUUCUGAUGAAUUGAAUAAAAAACACCAAGAUAAAUCUUAUAGAUAUUUUAAUAAUAUUAAUCGUCUUGCUAAACAUUUUCCAAAAGCUCACACUGCCAACACGAAUGAAAAGGUUACUGUUUGGUGUAGUAAUGAUUAUCUUGGAAUGGGCAGAAAUCCUGUAGUUCUUGAAUCUAUGCAAAAUGUCAUGAAUACUUAUGGUGCUGGUGCAGGUGGUACUCGUAAUAUUGCUGGUAAUUGUAAUUCCCAUUUACAAUUAGAAGCUGAAUUAGCCGAUCUUCAUCACAAACCUGCUGCUUUAGUUUUCACUUCUUGUUAUGUGGCAAAUGAUAACACACUGAGCACUUUGGCUUCAAAACUUCCUGGCUGUGUAAUCUUUUCUGAUUCUUCAAAUCAUGCAUCAAUGAUCCAAGGUAUUAAACAUUCUGGUGCAAAAAAAUAUAUUUUCAAACAUAAUGAUCUAAAAGAUCUUGAGGAAAAACUUCAAUUGGUUGAUAUCGAUAUACCAAAAAUCAUUGCUUUUGAAAGUGUCUAUUCCAUGUCUGGCUCUGUUGGUCAUAUUGAAAAAAUUUGUGAUUUGGCCAAGAAAUAUGGCGCAAUUACCUUUUUGGAUGAAGUUCAUGCUGUUGGAAUGUAUGGUCCUCGUGGUGCUGGUGUUGCUGAACAUUUGGAUUUCGACUUGAAUGCUCGUUAUCCUUAUGCUGGUAAUGGCAGUGUUCUAGACAAAAUCGACAUCAUCUCUGGUACACUUGGUAAAGCAUUUGGUGUUGUUGGUGGAUAUAUUGCAGCUUCAGCAAGUCUCGUGGAUAUGAUCAGAUCAUAUGCCCCUGGAUUUAUUUUUACCACUUCAUUGCCACCUUUCAUUGCUGCUGGUGCUAAAGCAUCUAUUCAACAUUUGAAAAAAUCAAACAAAGAACGUGCAAUGCAACAACUUAAUACUCGUUUGUUGAAAGAACGUCUUGCUCAAUUGGAUAUUCCUGUUGUGCCAAACCCUUCUCACAUUGUACCUGUAUUAGUUGGUGAGGCUGAAACUUGCAAAAUCGCAUCUGACCAAUUGUUAAGUAAUCAUGGCAUCUAUGUUCAAUCAAUCAAUUACCCAACUGUUCCCAAGGGCGAGGAACGUCUCAGAAUUACACCCACACCUGGUCAUAAUCAACAAAUGACCGAUUAUCUUGUUAAUGCAUUAGAAAUUAUCUGGCGAGAAAAUGGAUUGAAACGUGUUAAUGAUUGGAGACUUGAGGGUGGCAAAGCUGGAGUUGGCACCAAUGAUCCAACCCCUAAGCCAGUUUGGACUGAUUAUCAAUUAAAUAAUAUUAAUGGCAAGAAUAAUGUCAAAGAAAUUAGUGCUAAUGAAUUUAAUUCUAAAAAUUUAAAUAUUAUGGCUUAUUAA